AAAUCAAAACAAACAAAAAUAACAACCAGAUUUUUGAAGAACAAAAACCCUAAAUAAAAACACUUUCUCUUCUUCUUCUAUCCCCAAAUUUUCAAAAUCCCAGGUAAUAAUGAAGCGGUCAAAACAAUCUGAUCCAACUCCUGAUACUAACGACAAUGUUUUCAAGGCUAAAAGAAUAAUAGCAGGAUCCCCUUUUGAUUCAAACAGGAAGGAACAACCAUCAUGGGAAACAAAAUUAGAUGUAAAGAGAGCUGAAGAAUCUCAGCUGCAAGUCAGAGCUUUAAACAAGCAAUUUGCCAGUUGGGUUCAGUUGCAAUUACAACAUCAUCCGGAUGAGCUUUGGCAAGAUGGUGUCCAAGACUAUCUUACUCAUGCGACGGGCAUUAUGGAGAAAUACAGUGACAUUGUUGCUUGGAUAAAAGCAAAUGCAGCAAAAGGAGAAAAUGUAACUAGCGCUGUGUCACAUGGCACAGAGAAUAAAUCGAUACCUGAAGUGAAAAGUCCUGAAUUAAAGUUCCCUUCUAAUAAUAAUAGUGUGUUUGGAACUAGUAGUGCAUUCGGGAAUAGUAGUGCAUUUGGCAAUAAUAGUGUGUUCGGCAACAACAAUGUUUUUGGCAGUGAUAGAAAGUUGGUGCCUGAAGCAAAGAAAAAUGAAGUAAAGUUCCAGUCUAAUAAUAAUAGUGGGUUUGGUCCAGCGGGUUCAACCUUUGGCACUGACAAUAAAUUGGCUCCUGAAACAAAGAAUAAUGAAGUGAAGUUCCAGAGUGGGUUUGGUGUGGCGGGGUCAACCUUUGGCACUGAUAAUAAAUUAGUGCCUGAAGCAAAGAAUAAUGAAGUGAAGUUCCAGACUGAUAAGAAUAGCGUGUUUGGUCUAGCAGGAUCAAACUUUGGCAGUGAUAAAAAAUCGGUGCCUGAAGCAAAGUUCCAGCCAAAUAACAACAGUGUGUUUGGUCUAUCGGGGUCAGCCUUAGGCAGUGAUAAAAAAUUGGUUCCUGAAGCAAAGAAUCAUGAAGCGAAGUUCCUGCCUAAUAGCAACAGUGUGUUUGGUCUAACGGGGUCAGCCUUUGGGACUGAUAAGAAGUUGGUGCCUGAAGCAAAGAAUACUGAAGUGAAAUUCCAGUCUAAUAACAAUAGUGUGUUUGGUCUAUCGGGGUCAAGCUUUUCGCAAGGGACUGAAAAAAAAUUGGUGCCGGAAGGAAAAGAUAAUGAAGUCAAGUUUCAACUAAAUAACACUAGUGUUUUUGGUCAAGGGGGUUCAAAUGCAAGCUAUGCAAGUCCUUGGGGUUCCAGCCAGAUGUCAAACAACUCGUCACCUGUCGUGUUUGGGGGGAGUCAAACUCCGCUUUCUGUAAAUCGUCAAGCUUCAGAUGAUGCAGAUGCUGAAGAUGAAGUGGAGCAACCUAGCAGCCCGUCAGUUAAGAAGACUGAAGAAAAGGGUAUCAAAAUAGUAUAUGAACUCAAAUGCAAGCUGUAUGUAAAGUCAACCGAUCCUGCUGAUAAAGGAUCUUGGAAAGACAAAGGUGUGGGUCAGCUUUCCAUCAGAUGCAAAGAAGGUGUUAGUAAAGCUACUAAAGAGUCAAAGCCAACAAUCAUUGUUCGGAAUGAUGUGGGGAAGGUAUUGCUCAAUGCUUUGUUAUAUCCAGGGAUCAAAACAAAUAAGCAAAAAACUGCCAUUGUUGCGAUAUUCCAUACUUCGGUUGAAACAGAUGGGAACAGCAAAGUUUUAGCUCAGACCUAUUUAUUAAGGACGAAAUCAGAGGCCGACAGAGACAAACUAGCAUCAAUGAUACAAGAAUAUGCUCCAGCAGCCUAAGGUUGUCAUUAAAGGCCGUCAUUAAAGUGUGUUCUAUUAUGUACACUUGAGCUAGAAAUAAUGCGAUGUUGUAAAAUGGGUAUCUGAACAGAUUUUAUGUUCUAUUUGGUUUCGUCAUUUUUGUUUAUUUAUUCAGUUUGGAAUAUCUGAAAUUAUUCUGUAAACUAUUUUCUUUUUUCAUUUAAUGGAAUUUCUCGUUUUUUUUUUC
Papaver somniferum (opium poppy) is the source of this 2021-nucleotide messenger RNA. RefSeq lists its product as uncharacterized. The coding region runs from base 110 to 1813 and encodes 567 amino acids. Gene Ontology annotation, biological process: intracellular transport. Lineage: Eukaryota; Viridiplantae; Streptophyta; Magnoliopsida; Ranunculales; Papaveraceae. The transcript has 9 exons. The record is from RefSeq and is a predicted model, not a curated record.